This is a messenger RNA of Trichomycterus rosablanca, 1510 nucleotides long. RefSeq lists its product as uncharacterized. Bases 196 to 1404 code for a protein of 402 amino acids. NCBI's taxonomy places the organism in Eukaryota, Metazoa, Chordata, Actinopteri, Siluriformes, Trichomycteridae. The transcript is spliced from 8 exons. The record is from RefSeq and is a predicted model, not a curated record.
GAUACUUGUUUGCCUGAAGAGAGAAGACAAGUUUGAAAGCAAAGUGUCAGACUAGAUCCCUCAUGUCAGACCUUUCUGGAUUUCUUCAUGGCUGUAGUGGGUCUGGAGAUUGCCAAAAACACAUGUUGCAGGAAUUCAUCCUAAGUGACUAGUGUUUGUGCCACACAGCACCAGAAAACCUCAGCUGCUGCCAAAAUGGAAAGAAAUUUGGCAUCAAAAUUGCCAACAAUGGGUGCAAAUACCAUACAAGAAGAAGCCAUAAAGCCAGCCAUAGCUUCUCUUGCAGGGACAGCUAAAUUAGCAUGUAUGUCCAAAAGGCCUCAGCCUCCUGAUAAAUACAGAUCUGAAAGGCCCUCAACAUCCAGGAGGUCUUAUAAAAGCCAGAUCUAUUCACAACAAUCAGGUGAAAAAAAGAAAGUGAAAGUGAGGACUGGUGAAAGUGAGCACUCAGACUCUGAACAAAGUGAUGAUGAUUCUGGACAUAGUGUACACAUACAGUCCUCAAAAACAAGCUCGAUGAGUCUUCAGAGCUCCUCUGCCAGCAGCAGCACCAUCAACAGUGUGAAGUCUGCUGCUGAAUUACUAGAGGAAGCAAAAGAAAUUGCAGGAGUUUUACCACAUGGGGCUGACCAGCAGAUGGUGCCAAAGAAAACCACAUCAGCGAAGAAAAGGCGCACAACAAACGAGACCAUUACUCCUUUGCAGAUUCCAUGCAAAGUUGGAUAUCUCUCUCCCUCAAUAAAGAUCAUUAAAGAGCUGACGAUGAGAAACAUAAGAUACAACUUUACAUCUGAUCAGGAGCAGCCCUUGGAGAUUAGCUGUCAGGAUAACACAACCAAACAAAGUGUAUUGUCAUUAUCACAGAACAAGGUAUUAUGCCAGAAGGAUCUGGUUAAACCACAACUGGUAGUCAACACCACCAAAAAGAAAGCUCUGUUAGAACCUCAGCAUUACCAACCUGUUUUAAGAGGAAGCUGCAAGAUUGAGACACCAGGCUCACUAACAGAUCCUAAACUCAGCUGCAAAGUGGAAAAUGGCUUCUCCCAGGGUCUCACCUCUCAGUUUUUGAAGGUGGCUGGUGUGAAUGUAUUGGAUGCUCAAAGUGGUAGUUUUGCUCUUGUCUCAAGACCACAAAGGGGACUGCAGCAAGCUAAAACCAACCAGGCCCUCUCACUUCUUGCUAAAUGGACUCCUAAAACUAAUUCAGGAGAAUAUAAAACCAUUCACCAUCUCUGUACCACCCAUGCCUGCCAAGUCCUGCCUUUGGAGCUGCAGCUGGCAUCCAGAGUCUGCCACACUCAAGACAUGUCCAAGACAACCCCAGUGUUUCACCAACAGAGGCCAGCACUCAGACACCUGGCUGCCCAGUCUGAUACACACAGGUCCAAAACAGCUAAUGUGUAGUGGAUGUAUGGAAAGGCUACUGCACUGGGCAGGCUUGCAGCUAUAAAUGACAGGAAAACCAGUUUUGUUAGUCAAUGUCUUUUUAGAAUAAAAUAGAAGAACACUC